This is a messenger RNA of Laccaria bicolor S238N-H82, 693 nucleotides long. RefSeq lists its product as uncharacterized. Lineage: Eukaryota; Fungi; Basidiomycota; Agaricomycetes; Agaricales; Hydnangiaceae. The transcript is spliced from 4 exons. Bases 1 to 693 code for a protein of 230 amino acids. The record is from RefSeq and is a predicted model, not a curated record.
AUGUCGGGCUCCACCUCACCUUAUUUCCCUCAUUUCCUUUGGGAGUUCUGUCCGUCGCAUGUCCAUAUGCAUGGGACCAUAUUUGAAGACUUCAACUCUGGCUUUCUUGAUGUCGAGACCCAGAAAAUCUUCAAAGAAGCCGAGCAAAGCUUCACGAAGCUUGAGCCUGAUGCUCGGUCGGUGGUGACCGAUCUUCUGGACCGAACUGUGUGGAGCGAGGAAAACACCAAGCGAUCCAUACCAUUCAAUCGACGGGAUGUCGAGAUCUUGCACAAAUACUUUGUCUUUCUUCGUUUCUGCAACAGCGCAGCGUACCGUCAGAUGGUUGUCAGCUUUCAGAUGUCAGGCUACGAGGGGCCCAAAGACGGACUAAACUUCAAUCUUUAUAAACCAUCCGUCGCCAAGCACCGCAAGCGACUUAUUUUGCAUGGGUUCAUUGAUUUUUUGGAGCAUUCUUGGGCAAAUGGCUUGAUACGGUCGUUUUCAGACGAACGGUUGCCUAUAGGGUGUGCUCUGCGUUGGCAUUGCUUGCGAGACCAGGAGGUCGUUCUUGCAGAUUGCUGUUUUGGUAGUCGGGAUGAGGGAUUCGACGAGGAUCCUUCCUUUACUUCUCUCUCCGGACUGUUGCAUUUUCCAUAUCAUCGUAUGCCGAGUUUCGGUGGAUCCAAGAGCAUCAGGACUAUAGCCGCUUGA